AUGGAUUUAGCGGAAGAGGAAGAGAGACCGCUAUGUUCCAGGUUUGGAUGGGGACACAUAGCUCGACUUUGCCGACGUAAAAAGCGAAGAGUUGAUCCAGAAGGAGCUAAUGUGAGGAAUAGAAGAGAUUCCCAUCAUAGAGUGAACCGCCCUCCAUCCGCCCAAUACAGUGCGUUUGGUGAACUACUACGAACAUGUACACCAUCUGGGUUACAAUGCGCCUUGUUCUGCGGUGGAUCACGAUGCAAGUAUGAGUUACCUUCGAAGCGAUCAUCAGCGAUACAAGGACUAUACUCAGACUGGGUCACCGUAGACAUUCUGGCGAUGGCGCGUCCUAGCACUACGAGCAUCGCUGCUAGAAACAUCAUUCAGCAACUUCACAGUUGGGGUGUUCGCACAGUGAUCAACUUACAAAUGCCUGGAGAGCAUGCGAGUUGUGGUCCUCCUCUCACGAACUCUGGUUUCACCUAUGACCCUGUGAUCUUCAUGGCGAAUGACAUAUACUACUAUAACUUCGGCUGGCCUGACUAUGGAGAAGCAAGUCUUUGCGGUCUACUUGAUAUGGCGAAGGUCCUGUCCUUCGCUUUACAAGAAGGAAGAGUAGCUAUACAUUGUCAUGCUGGUCUUGGACGUACCGGGGUGCUUAUAGCUUGCUACUUGGUGUAUUCGUUACGAAUACGGGCAAACGAUGCAAUACGUUUAGUUCGCAAGAAACGUCCUAAAUCCAUUCAAACCAGUGGCCAGAUACUAUGUGUUCAGCAGUUCGAGCAUUACAUCUUACCCCAGACCGUUGUAUUUAGCUCCAAAGAACCUCUUAUGUUAACUAAAGAUCCAAAAACAUGUGAGUUUACCCUACGUCAAUACUUGUAUAGACAACGAGCGACUUUACACGGCUUGGACGAGAGAGUUUUCAGAGAACUACCUAAGAUAGUGUUUUGUAUUUGCGAGCGCCUAUUAAAGUUAUGCGGGUGUCAAGACAGCGGAGGUUUGGAUUAUCGCGUUAGAAAUAGGGCUUUCUACAGAAUGUUCUUAUCGUAUAAACUGAAACUAGGAAAGCCUCCCGAUUUGACAACUCCGGAGGAAAAUAUCAAUGGAGACAAACCUCCAGCUUUCCCGAUGAUAGAAUGGAGGGAUCCGGUUGAAGAAGACGUGGAGAGAAACCUGGAGUCCGUUAGCAGAUAUACCAACUCCAACAGUAUUCCUGCUGUACAAGUGUAUGAGGCCUUUUUAAUUGAUCAUGAAAAUCUUCCACAGGAGAAACAAAAAUACAUAAAACAAUUAAGAGUUGAAAUAAAUCAGAGAAGAGAAGCAAUGAGUAAAAUUGAUGAAGAGGUAUUCUAA
This is a messenger RNA of Pieris brassicae (large cabbage white), 1341 nucleotides long. RefSeq names its product protein tyrosine phosphatase domain-containing protein 1-like. The transcript is spliced from 10 exons. Gene Ontology annotation, molecular function: protein tyrosine phosphatase activity; protein tyrosine/serine/threonine phosphatase activity. Bases 1 to 1341 code for a protein of 446 amino acids. NCBI's taxonomy places the organism in Eukaryota, Metazoa, Arthropoda, Insecta, Lepidoptera, Pieridae. Gene Ontology annotation, biological process: protein dephosphorylation; cilium assembly. The record is from RefSeq and is a predicted model, not a curated record.